Synchiropus splendidus (mandarinfish) is the source of this 3136-nucleotide messenger RNA. RefSeq names its product WD and tetratricopeptide repeats 1 (gene wdtc1). The transcript has 16 exons. Gene Ontology annotation, biological process: negative regulation of fatty acid biosynthetic process. Bases 117 to 2246 code for a protein of 709 amino acids. Lineage: Eukaryota; Metazoa; Chordata; Actinopteri; Syngnathiformes; Callionymidae. The record is from RefSeq and is a predicted model, not a curated record. Gene Ontology annotation, molecular function: protein binding. Gene Ontology annotation, cellular component: Cul4-RING E3 ubiquitin ligase complex; cytoplasm.
AGCUUCCGUCCCAGUCAGAUCAGGUUUAUCUGCGAGAAUUUGUCAACAAACUCGCACACAGUGAGAUUACAUAGCUUUCAUCAAUGGACACGUUCUGAACACAGCUUCACUGUCUCAUGCAGGAUGGUGGUGACGAACACGCGCUCGUAAAUGUUCCAUCCAAGGAUAGACAGAGUGGUAGCUGCCCCAGCUGUGAUCCUAAAUCUCUGUAUAGAACCCUGACUGAAAGGGACGUCAUGGCUUCUGUCAAUAUCACCCGCGAUAUCCUGCACAGGCAGAUCAGGGACAAGACAGCCCCUGGCUUCCAGAGGCACUACCAUGUGACUGACGCGCUCAUCAAGAGGCUCGGACUGGAAGCGGAACUUAAGGGACACGCUGGCUGCGUGAACUGCCUGGAAUGGAAUGAACGUGGAGACCUGCUGGCCUCCGGCUCUGAUGACCAGCACGCCAUUGUCUGGGAUCCAUUUAAACAAAAAGCACUUACAGUUAUGAAAACUGGUCACGCUGCCAACGUAUUCUCUGUAAAGUUCCUCCCUCACACUGAGGACAGAAUUUUGAUAACCGGUGCGGCCGACACCAAGGUGCACGUGCAUGACCUGUCGGUGAAGGAAACCAUUCAUAUGUUCUCUGAUCAUACCAACAGAGUCAAACGCAUAGCCACAGCGCCCAUGUGGCCCAACACCUUCUGGAGCGCAGCGGAGGAUGGCAUCAUUAGACAAUAUGAUUUACGGGACAGCAGCAAGCGCUCCGAGGUGCUGAUUGACCUGACUGAGUUCUGUGGUCAGCUGGUGGAAGCCAAGUGCUUAGCUGUCAAUCCGCAAGACAACAACUACCUGGCGGUGGGGGCCACUGGCCCUUUUGUUCGCCUCUACGACAUCCGCAUGAUAAACAACUACAGGAAAUCCCUGAGUCAGAGCACCUCGGCAGCCGUGCAAACCUUAUCUGAACCACAGAAGCCCAUCCCAGUUGGCGCCGGACAGUAUUACGUUGCAGGACACCUGCCAGUCAAGCUUCCAGACUACAAUAACCGCUUGAGGGUUCUGGUGGCGACGUAUGUCACCUUCAGUCCGGACGGCACGGAGCUGCUGGUCAACAUGGGAGGAGAGCAGGUGUACCUGUUUGAUCUGACCUUCAAGCAACGACCUUACACUUUUUACCUCCCCAAAAAGUGCCAAACAUCAACAGAAGUACAGAAUGGAAAGACGACAAACGGCGUCUCCAGUCGGAUUCACUUGCCAGCCAGCCACAUUCAGUUGGUGGAAAACAAGCUGAGAUGGAGUUCUGCUGAGCUUCCUCCACAUUUGGAGAAGAUCAAGCUGCGAGCCAACGACGCGUUUGCUCGGCAGCAGUGGACAGAGGCCAUCCAGCUGUACAGCUUGGGAAUCCAUCACUCCAGCAGCAACGCUAUGCUCUAUGGAAACAGGGCUGCAGCCUACAUGAAGCGGAAAUGGGAUGGAGACCACUACGACGCGCUGAGAGACUGCCUGAGGGCCCUGACGCUCAACCCCAGCCAUCUAAAGGCUCAUUUCAGACUGGCCCGUUGUCUGUUUGAGCUGAAUUAUGUGCCUGAGGCCUUGGACUGCCUGGAUGAUUUCAAAGGGAAGUUUCCGGAGCAGGCCAACAGCAGCGCUUGUGACGCCCUGGAUAAGGACAUCAGGGCUUCACUCCUCUCCAAGUCCAAUUCAGAUGAUGAGAGGAGCAGCAGCAGCUCGUUCCGGCAGCAGUCCACGUAUCGAAAGGAGUCUGUCCCGGAGGACGAGCUGAUCCUCAGACAGCUGAGCUACGACUACAAGUACAGAUACUGCGGUCACUGCAACACCACCACUGAUAUCAAGGAGGCCAACUUCUUUGGAAGCAAAGGCCAGUACAUUGUCAGUGGCUCCGACGACGGCUCCUUUUUCAUCUGGGAAAAGGAGACAACAAAUCUGGUGAGGAUCCUGCAGGGGGACGUGUCCAUCGUCAACUGCCUCCAGCCGCACCCCAGCUACUGCUUUCUGGCGUCCAGCGGGAUAGAGACCGUGGUCAGAUUAUGGAACCCACGUCCGGAGAUAGAGAGUGAGUACGGACGUGUGGUGGAGGACAUGGAGGCGGCCGCGCUGGCCAAUCAGAGGCGCAUGAAUGCCGAUCCUCUGGAGGUCAUGCUGCUCAACAUGGGGUAUCGCAUCACGGGACUGGGGGGCAUCGGGCCGGAGGGUUCUGACGAUGAGGAGGGCUCGGAGGGACAGGUUCAGUGUCGGCCCAGCUAAGGACGCUUCCGGAAGGUGCAGCGCGUGAAACCCCAGCUUUCAUUUAAAACUACUUUGAACACAGAGUGGGACUUAUGUCACAUUUUGCACUAUGCAUCAUCCUCCCCUGUUCCCACAGAGGAUCAGGCCGAUGGGGAGAGGAGUUCAUCAGGUUUAAGAAGACAAAGUCUCUGUGCCCUUCAGAGCACCUACACACCUCAGCAGUGGCAGGGAAGCGCCCGCUGAGGAGAGCACCUUUCAGAAGGACCUCAGCCUCCAAAAUCUUCUGUUGGAUUCACUCAACAUGCCAGUGAGAGGUUCAGCGUGCCGACCUAUUUUCAGGUCCGUGUUCAGGUGCUGUUUGAGGAGUCAGUGCCAACGAGUUGCAGAACAAGUCUUUUGUUUAGCAUUUCAUCUUCAUAGGAAGCCAAGUAUCAACUGUAGUUUAUAAAAGCUCCAUUCAAGACUGUUCAGUUCAUUCAUGCUUUGUUGCCAAAGAUGGCACCUUGGAUUCCAUGACCAAUGAUCUUUGUUGUCUUCUGUGUUGCUUCCAACAGACUUGUGUGUGUGAAACUCAAGCAUAGCACAUUUUAUCAAGAUCCAAGUAUUAGACGAAGAUUUUGUUUCAGUUCCGUUACCCUUGCGUUCAACCUCAUGCUUAUUUAAAUGCUGUUUGUGGGGUGAAGUGUGGAAACCAUCAGGUGUGUGGCUCCAGUGUGCAUCCUGCUUGCACAGAUUUCUGUGGUUGACUGAGACACGGUGGUGACCGCUGCUUUGGUUGGCUCUUCACAACAGUCGAAUGUGGGCGGGGCGUGUAGCUGGGGUGAAGCGACUCUCGGCUUCCGUGUGUUUUACUUUGGUCCUUAACUUUUCACUGUUGAAUCAGUUGUCAAAGUAAAAAGAACAACAAA